AUGGAACGACAGAUAGAAAUUGAGAAAAACUUGAGACGUGAAUCGUCGUCUUCAUCACCACGUUUUUCCCGUACCUUUGAUAGACUUUUAAGACAAUUUCCCGAAUCAGCUCAGAUAUCAACGACAUCACCAAGCAUGGCAUCAAACAAAGCUGGCUAUCAAUCUUCCACAUGGGACGAGCAGAGUGCUUACAAGCCAUCUUCAUGGCGAUCUACCGUUUCUGCACCCUCAUGUGCACUUUGUCACAAAUCGGUUUUUCCAGCCGAAGAAGUCAUCGGCGCUGGUCAAAAAUAUCACAAACUAUGUCUCAAGUGUUCCUCAUGUAGCACUCUGCUGAACUCAGGCAAUGUGAGUGAGCAUGACAAGAAGAUCUAUUGCGGUGGAUGUUAUCGUCGACAGUUCGGUCCACACGGAGUUGGUCGAGGUCUUGGAACAACACUAUCAAGUUUGGAAACACCACCAAGCAGUCCUCGUUCGAGUCAAAUGGAAUCAGAAUCUAAUGAAGAAUUAACGAACAUCAACAAUGACUGUUCAACAAAUUCGUCACAGUCUCGAGUGUCACCAGAGAAUGAAUCACGUCUCAGUAAUUCACAAAUGAACAGUGUCACAUACAUCGGUGGAGUAACGACCAGGCAAACGAUCUCCACACCUCCACGCUCAGUGACGAAUAAUAUAACAAAUGGAGCUGCAUUCAAAAUGAUGUCUAUAUCAGGCAAUAUAUGUCCGCGAUGUUCAAAAGCCGUCUAUUCAGCAGAAGAAGUCAAAGCUGCUGGAAAAUCCUUUCACAAACGAUGCUACACUUGUGCUCAGUGUAAAAAGAGUAUCAAUGCUGCUCGAUAUUCAGAACACGAAGGAGAACUCUAUGAUAACAAUUGUUAUCAACGAUUAUUUGGUCCGAAAGGUGUGGGAUACGGUGUAGGAUCUGGAACAUUAUCAACAGGAACUUGA
Adineta ricciae is the source of this 948-nucleotide messenger RNA. Lineage: Eukaryota; Metazoa; Rotifera; Eurotatoria; Adinetida; Adinetidae. The record is from the annotation of a GenBank genome assembly.